AUGGAACGAGCCGCUCGAGCCGCUCGAGCGGCUCGCUCGCUCGAGCGCCUCAGCGGCGAGCGGCUUGGUGGCUCAGGCGCUCGAGCGGCUCCAUGCUCGAGCGGCUUAGCGAGCUUGAGCGGCUCAAAUGGCUCUAGCCGCUCAGCGGCUCAAGCCAUCCAAGCCGCUCGUUGGCUCGAGCCGCUUAGGCGCUCAGAAGCUCGAGCGAGCGCCUCGGUUUGA
This is a messenger RNA of Caenorhabditis angaria, 222 nucleotides long. NCBI's taxonomy places the organism in Eukaryota, Metazoa, Nematoda, Chromadorea, Rhabditida, Rhabditidae. The record is from the annotation of a GenBank genome assembly.